Molecule: messenger RNA, 3415 nt
Organism: Cucumis melo (muskmelon)
Lineage: Eukaryota; Viridiplantae; Streptophyta; Magnoliopsida; Cucurbitales; Cucurbitaceae
Product: pentatricopeptide repeat-containing protein At5g46460, mitochondrial
Exons: 2
Coding region: 1-2142 (713 amino acids)
Biological process (GO): RNA modification
Molecular function (GO): zinc ion binding; protein binding; RNA binding
Source: RefSeq, a predicted model, not a curated record
AUGGCAACGCCACUAGUUCGCGCCAAAUUACCAACUUCCAAAAUUUUGCCGUUCUCAUUCCAACUCUCGCUCGCCAUUAUACCUACAACCAGUUCUUUGAUUUCCUAUAUUUGUUUGUUUGGAACAAAAAGAAAUUCUUUUUCGACCACUCCUACUUCCAAUUCUUUGCUCUCUUUCCAUCUAAGAAAUGGAAGAAUCAAUGAAGCUCGAUCAUUAUUUAAUAAGAUAUCGUCCCCUGGUGUUAAGUUAUACACUAUGAUGAUUGAGGGUUAUGCAGAAAACGGUAGGCUUGAGGAUGCCCUGAAACUGUUCUAUGAAAUGCCUGUGAAGGAUCUGAUUUCGUGGAAUUCUAUGCUCAAAGGGUGUCUCAAAUGCGGGGAUUUAAGUAUGGCUUGUAACAUGUUCGACAAGAUGUCUGAAAGGAAUGUUGUUUCUUGGACGACGAUUAUUAAUGGGUUGCUGGAGUUUGGGAGAGUUGAGAUUGCUGAGUGCUUGUUCAGGGUGAUGCCCACUAAGGAUGUAGCUGCCUGGAAUUCAAUGGUUCAUGGAUUUUUUAGUAAUGGUAGAAUUGAAGAUGCUAUAGAGUUGUUUGAGAAAAUGCCUUAUAGGAAUGUGAUUACAUGGACUUCGGUCAUUGGUGGGCUUGACCAUAAUGGAAGGAGUUUUGAAGCUCUAGUUGUUUUCCAGAAAAUGUUGGCUUCCUAUUUCAAACCCUCUUCAAGCACAUUGGCCUGUGCAUUGACAGCUUGUGCAAACAUAUGUGCUCCCUUCAUAGGUGUACAGAUUCAUGGUCUAAUUUUUAAGACUGGUUAUUGCUUUGAUGAGUAUGUAUCUGCUUCCCUUAUAUCAUUUUAUGCCAACUGCAAGCUUAUAGAGAAUGCUUCUAGCAUUUUCAAUGAUAACGUGCGUAGAAAUGUUGUGGUCUGGACAGCUCUUUUGACAGGAUAUGGAUUGAACUGUAAGCACACAGAUGCCUUGCAGGUUUUCAAGGGCAUGAUGAGGAUGAGUGUACUUCCCAAUCAGUCUUCUUUUACUAGUGCUCUCAAUUCAUGUUGUGGUUUAGAGGCUGUUGAUAGAGGCCGGGAAGUUCAUGCUGUAGCCCAUAAGCUAGGUUUGGAAAAUGAUAUCUUUGUCAGUAACUCUCUUGUUGUCAUGUAUACCAAAUGUGGACACAUUAAUGAUGGGAUUGCUGUCUUCACAAGAAUGUCUAGAAAGAAUGUUGUGUCAUGGAAUUCGAUUAUUGUUGGAUGUGCACAACAUGGUUUUGGGAGGUGGGCUUUGACUCUAUUUGCUCAAAUGAUUCGUACGAGGGUGGAUCCAGACGAGAUUACGCUUGCAGGACUACUUUCUGCCUGUAGCCAUUCUGGGAUGUUAACAAAAGGUAGAUGCUUUUUCAAACAUUUUGGCAAAAACUUUUGUAUUGAGAUGACAAGUGAGCACUACUCUUCUAUGGUCGACCUCUUAGGUCGAUGUGGCCAAUUGGAAGAAGCGGAAGCGUUAAUUCAUAUCAUGCCUGGUAAAGCAAACUACAUGGUGUGGCUCGCAUUGCUUAGCAGUUCCAUCAACCAUUCAAAUGUGCAUACAGCUGAAAGAGCAGCAAAACAUGUGUUGGAUCUACAACCAAACUGUAGUGCUGCUUAUACAUUACUCUCAAAUUUGUAUGCUUCUACUGGAAAAUGGACUGAAGUCUUCAAAAUAAGGAAAAAGAUGAAAGAUGAAGGGAUUUUAAAACAACCUGGAAGUAGCUGGAUUACAAUCAAAGGAAUCAAGCACAAUUUCAUUUCGGGAGAUCAGUCGCAUCCAUUGAGCAGAAAGAUAUACCAAAAGCUGGAAUGGCUUGGUGGAAAGUUGAAGGAACUGGGUUAUGUGGCUGAUCCUAAAUUCUCAUUGCACGACGUCGAGAUGGAGCAAAAGGAAGAGAUGCUGUCUUAUCAUAGUGAGAGACUUGCUAUUGGGUUUGGAUUAAUCAGUACAGUUGAUGGUAGUACAAUUACAGUAAUGAAAAACCUCCGUAUCUGUGGCGAUUGCCAUAAUGCUGUCAAGCUUACAUCAAAAGUCGUUGGUCGCGAGAUCGUCGUAAGAGACACGAGCCGCUUUCAUCACUUUCGUAAUGGAACCUGCUCUUGUGGAGAUUACUGGUAGCAACUGCGGUGGUUCAAAACAUGUUUAGAUAAUGAAUUCCAUAAUUCUGAAAAGAUCAUGGUCACAUGAAGAGGAAGAAAACAACAUAAUCAAUUAUACCAACCACUUUGAGAGUAUAUCCUCAUGAAGCAGAACGAGAAACUAGAACCUUCAAGCACUUAAAAAAGGAGAGUUUUUUGGACUUUCGAAGGGAUGGAUACAGGUUAUAAAGCUAUAUAUCAACAGAUGAAUCUCGAAGAAAAACAGUGUAAAAGAAUCCAGUGAACUGAACGAUCCUAAAUCAGAUUUCACUUUGAAUUAAACCCUAGAAAUUCGCAAGAUGACGGUUACAGAGAGAGAAGAAGAAGGUAAUUCAUCCAACACGAAUAUCGUAGAAAUCAAGAAGGAACCAGUAGAAUUUGAUCAAGAAGAACAAGACGGUAUCGACGCUCUGUUGAACUUAGCGUUGAAGGAUGGCUGUUUCUCUGAUGAUCAACUUCAAAUAGAUAAUGAGGAGGAAGAUACCGAAGAAUCGGAGAGGUCAACGAAACGAACAAGAACCGCUGAAUCGGACGAAGCAGAAUCAUUAGCGAUAAAGAAUACAGGGAAUUUUGAGGCAAAUCAACCUGAAUUGGGAAUGGAUCCUCUUGAAGUAAUGGAGGAAAUCGUAUUGAAAUAUCACGACUUUAUUAACGAAAUCUACCAAAUGUUGAAAGAUGAUCAGAAAGAUGAACAGAAAGAUGAACAGAAAGAUGAACAUAAGAAAGUAAAAAUCCAAUGGCAGAAAUGGCGAGGUAUUCUUGACAGAGGAAAUCUGUUGGUUGAGGUUCUGAAUCGAAGUUUGAAAACAGUGGAAAUAGAAAUGGAAUGGAUGAAAUCCAUAGAAGGAUUACAUAGAGAAUAUUCUAUAAGAAGAACCCAUGUUCCUGAUCUAUUAGCUUUACUUCGAGACAUAAAUGAGCGUAUAGAAUUAUCACCUCAUUUCAAGGCAGUUUCAGACAUGAAGAAAAGGGAUGAAGUGUUACCAAUGUGUUUAGAUGAACUUGAGACAUCCAAGGAAGAAUUGACUGAAAUGGUUGAAGUAAUCCAAGAACUGAAGGUAUUAGAUUUAGAUAAGGAUGAAGCUGUAGAAGAUGGAGAACGGGAAGAAAUAGGAAUUGAUGAGAUAGAAAAAGUUAAUGCAGAAUUUGAUGAAGUGCUAAAAGAAAUAGGUAUAGAACUUGAUAUGGAACAGAACGGUUAGUAAUGGUAGUACAAAAAUUUUGCAACUUUUCUACAAUUUGAUCUUUCAAAA